Messenger RNA from Sorex fumeus (smoky shrew), 2453 nucleotides. RefSeq names its product lymphoid enhancer binding factor 1 (gene LEF1). Bases 203 to 1402 code for a protein of 399 amino acids. The transcript has 12 exons. Gene Ontology annotation, biological process: canonical Wnt signaling pathway; regulation of transcription by RNA polymerase II. The record is from RefSeq and is a predicted model, not a curated record. NCBI's taxonomy places the organism in Eukaryota, Metazoa, Chordata, Mammalia, Eulipotyphla, Soricidae. Gene Ontology annotation, molecular function: RNA polymerase II cis-regulatory region sequence-specific DNA binding; DNA-binding transcription factor activity, RNA polymerase II-specific. Gene Ontology annotation, cellular component: beta-catenin-TCF complex.
CUUUUUUCCUUUUCUUUUGCCCGGCUCCCUUCCCGGCUCUGAAAGCCAACUCAGCCGCCCGGGGGGCGCGCUCGGGGCGGGAAAGCGCGGCCGCCCCCCAGUCCAGCGUCUUCCCCCCACUCCUUUUUCGGCGACCCCCGUCACUUUUCCUGCGGUGGCCUCGGGUGCUCCCCGGCGGAGCGGAGAUUACCCAGCGGCCGGGAUGCCCCAACUCUCCGGGGCCGGCGGCGGCGGGGGGGACCCGGAGCUCUGCGCCACGGACGAGAUGAUCCCCUUCAAGGACGAGGGCGACCCCCAGAAGGAGAAGAUCUUCGCCGAGAUCAGCCACCCCGAGGAGGAGGGCGACCUGGCCGACAUCAAGUCGUCCUUGGUGAACGAGUCUGAGAUCAUCCCGGCCACCAACGGACACGAGGUGGCCAGACCAGCACAGACCUCUCAGGAGCCGUACCACGACAAGGCCAGAGAACACCCCGAUGACGGAAAGCACCCAGAUGGAGGCCUCUAUAACAAGGGACCCCCCUACUCGAGUUACUCCGGGUACAUCAUGAUGCCGAAUAUGAACCCUGACCCGUACAUGCCCAAUGGAUCUCUUUCUCCGCCCAUCCCGAGAACAUCGAACAAAGUGCCCGUGGUGCAGCCGUCCCACGCCGUCCACCCCCUCACUCCCCUCAUCACCUACAGUGACGAGCACUUUUCUCCAGGGUCACACCCGUCACACAUCCCGUCUGACGUCAGCUCCAAACAAGCAGGCAUGUCCAGGCACCCCGCGGCUCCGGAGAUCCCCACCUUUUACCCCCUGUCUCCGGGUGGCGUCGGACAGAUCACCCCACCACUUGGCUGGCAAGGUCAGCCUGUCUAUCCCAUCUCGGGAGGAUUCAGGCAGCCCUACCCAUCCUCCCUGUCCGUGGACACCUCCAUGUCCAGGUUUUCCCACCACAUGAUCCCCGGCCCGCCUGGUCCCCACACGACUGGCAUUCCUCACCCGGCUAUUGUAACACCUCAGGUCAAACAGGAGCACCCCCACACCGACAGCGACCUAAUGCACGUGAAGCCUCAGCACGAACAGAGGAAGGAGCAGGAGCCCAAGAGACCUCACAUUAAGAAGCCUCUGAAUGCUUUUAUGUUAUACAUGAAAGAGAUGAGGGCAAACGUUGUCGCCGAGUGCACGCUCAAGGAGAGCGCGGCCAUCAACCAGAUCCUGGGCAGAAGGUGGCAUGCUCUGUCCCGUGAAGAGCAGGCUAAAUACUAUGAACUGGCACGGAAGGAAAGACAGCUCCAUAUGCAGCUUUACCCUGGCUGGUCUGCGAGAGACAAUUAUGGGAAGAAGAAGAAGAGGAAGAGAGAGAAGUUGCAGGAAUCCACAUCAGGUACAGGUCCCAGAAUGACAGCUGCCUACAUCUGAAACAUGGUGGGAAACGAAGCUCAUUCCCCACGUGCAAAGCCAAGGCGGCGACCCCAGGACCUCUUCUGGAGAUGGAAGCUUGUUGAAAGCCCAGCCCGGCUCCGCCGCUUGCCCUGUCAACCCCCAAGGAGAGCUGAUGCCAACUUCACCCUGAGGUCACUGCUAGAGACACUGACCAUAGAGACAAUCACUGCCAACCCCCUUUCCUCCACCACCAGAGCCAAGUGCCCCAUAAGACACUUAAGAGUUUUCAGAAGAAACGACAAAGCACAGAGAAGACCAGCGCUCCCCGGCCCGUGAUUCCUGUCACCUCUGAGUGACUUGACUCCAUUUGCCUGUUGAGAGCAACACCUCCCUGCGGCGGGGGACCCUGCUCUAAGGGUCUCUCCUGUCUGCCUUUUUUCUCUCCCUUCUCUGAAAGCUUUUAUUUAACAGUGCAAAAGGAUCAACCUUGUGUCUGCUUUUUUUUUAAACUUGAAAUUUUUUUUUUAAUUUACAUUCUUUAGUUUGAAUUUUCUUGUAUAUUUUGCUAGCUCUGAGCUUUUCAGUAAAAUGCAGAGAUCUGGAAAGGUGUGAAGAGAAUCGGAAAUGAUGGGAAGCCUGUAGGGCACACUGUGGCCCUGCGCAAAGCCGGUGUCCACAGCAUGGCAGGAGCUGCUCAGUUGCGGCUCCGAGGAGCAAGAGGCUGAGGGCAGCAUUGUCCUGUAGCUUCUCACUCUUCUCACUAUCUAUUUUAAAAUGAUAAAACAUCACAGAUUCUUUCCUCAGACCCAUUUGCGGUGAAUUUUCAGUUCUUUCUGCCUCACCCCCUUGUUGUAAAAAGCCCAGCACUUGAAUUGUUCUUACUUUAAAUGUUCUGUAUUUGUAUCUGUUUUUAUUAGCCGAUUAGUGGGAUUUUAUGCCAGUUGUUAAAAUGAGCAUUGAUGUACCCUUAAAAAAAAACCACAAAAAAAACAAGGCACAGCCUUUGCCCCAAACUGUCAUCUAACGUUUGUCAUUCCAGUUUGAGUUAACGUGCUGAGCAUUUUUUAAAAGAAGCUUUGUAAUAAAA